This is a messenger RNA of Tauraco erythrolophus (red-crested turaco), 1676 nucleotides long. Lineage: Eukaryota; Metazoa; Chordata; Aves; Musophagiformes; Musophagidae. The record is from RefSeq and is a predicted model, not a curated record.
AAAGCCUGAGUCAGCACCUGGAGUACCUGAAGCUCUCUGGAGAUGACACAGAAGAUGAAGAUCAAAUCCUUGAAAGUCUGAAUGGAAUUCUCCUAGCUCUUACUGAAGAUAAGCAGAGAUCCUUCACCCUACUCAGAGAGAGUGGGAUCUUCCUAACUUUGGCAAAAAUCCUGAAGGGCAAUCCACGAUGUGCAGUAAAAGCAGCCCAGGUGCUUUCAGAGAUAGCUAAGAAUGAGGAAAUGAAGAAACCAUGUAUUGAAGCAGAUUUGGUUCUAACUUUGAUACCUUUGCUGGAGAGCACAGACCAAGAAAUGUUGCUUCAUGCUGGGAGGGCUAUUGGCCGUAUCUGUUAUGACAAUCGGGAUCUUCAGGAAGAGCUGGUGAAGGUAGGAGUAAUCACAUCACUAGUACGAAUAUUAACGGAUUAUGCAGAGAGCGAACCACUUGUCCAUGUUGAUCUAUUGGCCUUAUGCAAUCUUGCAGAUCUUGAUACAGCCAAGGAAGCUCUAAGCAAGACACAGGUUGCUGAACAGAUGGUGAAACAACUGAGAAGAGCAGAGAACCAUGAGAGGUUAGAAAUUGUCUUUGAGGUCCUGCAAGCACUUGCAGAAAAUGAUGCUCUGAAAGUGCAGUUGGUGGAGGCAGGUGUGCAAGAGGUGCUGUCCGAGAUCCUGCUGAGGCUCCAGGGUAGUUCACAAGCUGAAGAUACAUGCAUUGUGAAGGCUGCAUCAGAUCUCAUUGUCUCUCUGCUUCUUGGAGACAAGUACACGCAGAAGUUUUUUGCUAAGGGAUGUGGCAUCUCCCAGAACAUUGGUACUUGCAUCACAUCCAAAUAUAUGCAGCUGCAGACAGGAGCAACGGCUGUUGCUAAUUUUACCAAAAAUGAUGGCAACUGUGUACGAAUGAUACAGCUAGGAGUCAUACAUCAGCUUCUGGAUCUCUUGGAGAAACACGUAGAGAGUGAGGACAUAUCUGUUCAACACGCUGCACUCAGUGCACUUCGAAACCUUGCUAUACCAGUUGUUAACAAGAUUCAAGUGCUGGAGGAAGGUGUGGCAGAACGGAUUCAGGCUCUUCUAAGGUCAGAGAUGCCUCCCGUGCAGUUUAAACUUCUUGGAACACUACGGAUGUUAGCAGAUGGUCAAGCUGAUGCGGCUGAAAUCCUGGGCCAAGACCCCAUGCUGCUGAACAGACUAGUGCAGUGGUGCGACGCUAACGACCACACCAGUGCUUGCGGAGAAGCAAAUCGGCUGCUAGCAUCAAUCUUGCGUCACAACAGGUCCCAAGAAGUGGUCAAAGCCAUCCAGGAGGCACAAGGAGUGAAACAUCUGGUUUCCAUGACAACGAGCAAACAUGCUGCCGUGCAGAAUGAGGCUCUGAAUGCCUUGGCAAUAGCAUCUGCAAUCGAUUUAGAAACCCUUGAAGAAUCUUUUAAGGAAUCACAGCUAGUUCAAAGCUUACACAAACUUCUACAAGAUGACAAUACAAGUCCUGAGGUGAAAUAUAAUUCAAUGGGUCUUUUGUGCAGUCUUCUUAAUUCAGGUGACCUGAGGCAAGAAAUAGAAGAGGACAAGAUUAAAGAAACCCUCAAACAACUCUGCAGCCACAGCAAUGCAAACUUGGUCAAGCAAGCUGCCACAGCUUUACAGGUUUUGGAAGGAGAGACAUCCCACUAG